Molecule: messenger RNA, 330 nt
Organism: Formica exsecta
Lineage: Eukaryota; Metazoa; Arthropoda; Insecta; Hymenoptera; Formicidae
Gene: ave
Product: protein aveugle
Exons: 3
Coding region: 1-330 (109 amino acids)
Biological process (GO): cell surface receptor protein tyrosine kinase signaling pathway
Cellular component (GO): cytoplasmic side of plasma membrane
Molecular function (GO): protein binding
Source: RefSeq, a predicted model, not a curated record
AUGGUAGAGGAAAUCAUUAAUCCUAGCAAUAAACCGAAAAACAAAACAGCUAGACCUCGUCCGGUAUACUUGUGGAAUGUAUUAGACGUGCAAAAGUGGUUGAGGCGACAUUGCAGUGAUUAUUAUCAGCUAUAUCACGAAAAGUUUCUACAUCAUGACAUUACAGGAAGGGUAUUGUUAAGAAUAAACGAAAAUAUUUUGCUGCGGCUCGGUGUUGAUAAUGAGCAGCACAGGAUGGACAUAUGGAGGGAAAUUAUGAAACUGCAUCUCAAAACAGACAUGCUAGAAAUUAGGGAUAUAGAGCGACGCAAUAAUAUGAACUUUGACUAA